AUGUGUACACACAUUUAUAUAUCCUGUACUUUCUUGGUCUUAUCUCGGAACCGUUGCGUAACAUAUUCUAAUUGGGUUUUUCCCCUCGCCGAAGCAAUAUCCCAAAAAAAAAAAACAAACAAAAAACAAACCUAAUACAUUUACAUAGUGAACUUUGAUUUGAGAAAAAAAAUAGUAAUUACACCUUAAUAAUCUCUAUGGUUACAGUGAGUUACAGUUCGCAUGCUGCGGUUUAUGGAAACGCGUCAUAUAUUAUUAUUUCAUCCCGCCUCUUACAUUUACUUCGCUCUCUCGAUUCUCGAUGAAUUAAUCACGAAUUAAUCUUUGAAUACUUGGAAACGAUGUGAUUAGAAACAAUUGCAAUCUGCAUUUACUUGUUAUUUUGCGUAUUCCCAAGAUUAGGGUUUUUCUUCUUGUUUCUUCUAUAUUCGUUUCUUCGCUCGGUUUGAGUCGGUGAUGAUGAUGGCGAAGGCGCGCGUCCGGGCAAGAAGGAAAUGGAAGUUGGGAAAGAUUUCCAUUCCCAUAUGUGUGUGUGUGUGUAUUAAAGUUCCACGAGAGUAGGUAAUGCGAUGUUAUUACCUGACGGUCGCGGUCAAGUGUGUAUACUUUGUGCCCGGUGCUCUCUCUCGCCAUUUGUUGUUUGUGUGCUAGUCUCAUCCAUGUAACUGUUUCAUCGGAGCUCCGAAGUGCACGCAGAGCAACAAAAAGAAAAGAAACAGAGAAAUCAUAUAGAAAAGGCAAGACCAUCACCGAUACCGCUGUUCGGGCGCAGCAACAGCAAGAAGAGACAUAAGUAAAAAAAAACAGAAAAGGAGAUGGAUCAAAGUACUCAGUGCGAUUUUCCGGUGGUCAUUGCAAGGAAAUCGCGGAACGGUACCGUUUAUUUGAAGAAGAGGCACACGGAAAUGAAUUUGAACAGUUCACUGCAAACCCUCACGAAUCCAUGGCUCAGAACUACACCUUUAUCGAGACCCAGGUCAUUGAACGUAUCGACGGAGACGUUUCACAGAAGUAGGAUUUCGUUUCUCUCCGAGACAACGCAAAGUCCACGUCCAUCCUCACAUUCCAGCGACCUGACGAUACCGCUGUCCAGAGAGAAGACGCCGCCGCCGCCACCGCCACCUCUGCCUAGGUUCUACAACAACAAUCAUCACAAGGAACAUCAGUGCCGAUGUUUCGUCGAAGACUACAAAGGAAGUCCACCGAGCGCCACUCCGGAAGGUCUGUCCUGGAGGCGGCUGCACAUGUCUAGAGCUAAGCUGAAAGCGACGUCAACUACAUCAGAAUUGCUCUCAGGAUUCGCGAUGGUCGCCAUGGUAGAACUUCAAAUUAACGAAGAAACGAAUGUACCGGAAUGGCUGUUCAUCAUGUUUGCAAUAUGCACUACGGUGCUUGUCUCUGUGCACAUCUUCGCUCUGAUGAUAAGCACGUACAUCUUACCUAAUAUCGACGCUAUUAGUAAACUAGAUGUAUGUGAGCUGGUUGCGGAGAGUCCGCACGAACGGAUGAAAGGCUUCAUAGAGUUGGCCUGGGCCUUUUCCACAGUAUUAGGUUUAUUCCUGUUUCUAGUCGAAGUUGCCAUCCUCUGCUGGGUGAAAUUCUGGGAUUACUCAUUCAAAGCAGCGACAGCGGCCACCAUCAUCGUUAUACCAGUAUUAAUUAUCUUCGUCUUAUUCACUGUCCACUUUUACCACUCGCUGGUGGUGUACAAAUGUGAUACUUCCUCGAACGACAUGGAACGAUUGGAGGAACUCAAGAAGAACCUCGACCAGACUCAUCCAGUUUAAAACUUAACUUAUUAUUAUUAAUAUUAUUAAAAAAAAAGAAGUGAAAGAACAAUUAUGUGAAU
This is a messenger RNA of Nicrophorus vespilloides, 1849 nucleotides long. Its product is annotated as calcium release-activated calcium channel protein 1-like. Lineage: Eukaryota; Metazoa; Arthropoda; Insecta; Coleoptera; Silphidae. The record is from RefSeq and is a predicted model, not a curated record. The coding region runs from base 816 to 1787 and encodes 323 amino acids. Gene Ontology annotation, biological process: store-operated calcium entry. The transcript is spliced from 5 exons. Gene Ontology annotation, cellular component: membrane. Gene Ontology annotation, molecular function: store-operated calcium channel activity.